AUGGAGGAUUCCGUGGGGUUGGAGAAGAGGAAGAAGAGGAGGAAGAGUAAAGAGGGGAAAACUCUAAAUGGACGCCAGAAAGUUGAAGAGGAAGAAGAGGAACGGGGGGAAUGCGUGGUGGGGGAUGCUGAUGACGCCGGUGCGGCUGCUGGUUCCGACGAUGGAGCUGAAGCCGGUCGGAUUGAUGGAGAAUCCGGAGCGGAGGAAGGAGCAGAAAACGACGCUGCCGCUGCUGCUGGAGAGGACGCAGGCCCACCGGCGAAGAAGCAGAAGUCGUGGAAGGGCUCAAAGGGAAUCAUGAGCUCGGAACCUUUCUCUCAGCUUCCUAUAUCGGAACCCACCAUGAAAGCAAUCAAUGAUAUGGGUUUCGAGAACAUGACUCAGGUGAAUAAAUAAUGAAGCGAGAUAAAAUGUGCGAGAUAAUUCGCUUAAGUUCUGCUUCCUGUUAAUUUUUUUUCUUUGGGUCGAAAUUGUAAUUGCAGAUCCAAGCAGGAGCCAUACCACGUUUGUUGGUGGGGAAAGAUGUUGUUGGAGCGGCCAGGACUGGUUCGGGGAAGACGCUGGCCUUCCUGGUGCCAGCUAUUGAACUUUUGUAUAGGAUAAGCUUUUCCCCACGGAAUGGAACCGGAGUCAUUGUUAUUUGUCCAACGAGGGAGCUUGCGAUACAAGUACGCCUCUUAUACAUUUUUCUUCCAUACAGUAAUGAUUAUUCCAUUUUAAGUGUUUACAAAGUCUUGUUUGGUAUUUGAUGUUGUCUGCCUUGAGUUACAUUUAUGGCCAAUAUUCAGCAGAUCCCAUCAUUUCACCAGAGCAUUUGGUCAACGUGUUACGUCAGAUUUUAUUUUUUAUCAGACAAAAAAGCAAAACUGAUGGAUGUCACCUUAUUCCUGUAAAACUUAAUGGGGAUAACCUUAGUACCCCUAACAUCGAAUUUCUAGUAAAGCCUGGCCAGUUUCCCAUUGUGUACACCAUCUACUGGGGCCAAUGGGAUGGACUUAGGAUGACAUAUUCCGCUAUGGUUCAUGUUCGUCGGUCAGUAAGAUUGCCACCUAAUGGCAAGGUACCGAGGGUUGUACUUUGAUUCACAUUGUAGAAGACAGGUCUCAGCGGCAAACUGUUCUUUUUGCUGUGGCUCAUAGGGUCUCUGUUGAUUAGGGUGGUGACCUCUUUGUUGUUGGCGUACGACAUUUUCUCCGCUACUGUUGCUAUUGAUAUUUUGCAAAAUGAUGUCCCCAUUGUCUUUUGAUUUUUAAGUCAUCGGCGUCCUUUGUCCUUCAUAUUCACCUAGGCAUCAACGUAAUGAAAAAAAAUGUAUUUUUUCCGUUAGUUCACGUCGUGCUGCUGCAUUAGCAUAUCUAGUAUUAUCGAGCUACAUCAGGGUGUAGCUUUUAAUACGUUACUCUGUUAUCAUCUUUGGGUCCUAUCCUCUAUGUCGCAUACAGUUGUGGCAAUCUUGAUUAAAUAUCAUGUGAUUUAAUUCAAGAUUCAUAAUGGAUGCGGACAUGUCUAUUCUUAGUCCGAAUAAACUUUGGUAGUUUAUGUCCCUUAGGUAUUCAAAAUAUUUCGGACAAUUACUUAAAGGAAUGAGUCAAUUCAUAAUGCAUUAAUUACAGCGCUCAUGCCCUGAUGUUUUAAAUGACCUUUUGCUGUUUACUUUUAUGCAGACACAUGCUGUGGCUGUGGAUCUCCUCAAGUACCAUACACAAACUGUUGGCUAUGUUAUUGGUGGCAAUGCACGAAGAGGAGAAGCAGAGCGUCUUGUAAAGGGAGUAAACCUGUUAGUUGCUACUCCUGGCAGACUUCUGGAUCACCUUCAAUCUACCAGAGGUUUCAUAUUUAAAAAUCUAAAGGUGUUGUCUUAUUCCUUAUGUAUGUUAGUAAUGUCUUCCCAGACUUGUCAGACAGUUUCUCAGAGUUAGGUUACAUUAUUGUCGAUGAUUGAUUUCAGCUUAAUUUGAGAAUUUUGAAUUUCAAACCUGUGGUUAAUAGUAGUGUAAUGUGACGAUCAUGAGGUUCCCCAGGAGGACAUUUUUUUUUAUCUUCAAUCUCUAUAAGGUUUGUUGGUCAUCUGAAGCUUUUGAAUCUGAUGAUUAUUACUGUCUCUGUGCAUAUCAGUAUGAUCUGCAUUUUUAGAGAUCUCCAGAUAAAAGAUCCGUUACUUUAUGAGGAAGCCAAAGAAGUCCUUGCACUUGGACUGUAUGUUUGAGGCCUGCACUGAAUCUGGCAUUCUGCCAGAGGAUGUGUUGACUUGUUUAGGAAUUUAGCAUGUGCAGCAUGCACAUUCGAUGGCACAAGUUAAACAAAGCUGAGCAAGUGCAUGCAGAAGGAAGUAGAAUACGACUAAGUCAGUCGUACCAUGGUAGGGAAAGAGUUUCACAUGGUAGAUAUCAAUGUCGGAAAGUAAGCUUCAUAAUCCGGAAAGUUUAGGAAAACCUUGCAUUUUGAUGGUUGAAUGUACGACACCUUCAUUGAUUAUUAAAAGGUAGGAAAGGGAUGGGCAAGAAUGUAUACGUACGUUCUUGCAAAAAUAUAUACAUGCACAUGAAUGCUUGCGUACAUCUACUUAACCGAUGGAAGUAUAGAUUAGUUCGAGAGAUUCAUUAAUACAGGAGUAUAAUCUAUGGGAAUGGUGAAAUAUGUUUCGUAGCUGGUUUUUAUUUGUUAUCGUUAUUAUUAUUACUUAUGACUUUUGGUUCUCUGAGCUAUUGUUGUGAACUAACUUUGCUUGCAAGUAUACUUGUACCUUUUCACUUUAUCUGGUAUGUGUCUAGCCAGUUUCUUAAUUUUCUUGAUGUUACUCAAGGGUUGGUUUUGGUCUUCGAACAUGAACUGAAAGGAACUUUGAUAAAUUCAUGUGGUGUUUAAAUUGAGUCAGAUGUCGUUAUCCAUCUAGUUUCAAUUGGGCCAUGGCAGGAUUGAAUCUCUGUCAACCAUGUCUUGAUGAUUGGAAAAAAAUUGUCUUUCAUGUUUACUGGGAAGGAAAAAUCAUGAUAGUUACCUUUCCCGAUUAAGAUAAUGUCUCAUCUGGCCUGUUCUGGAUCAUCCCAUCCGGUUUCAAACUCUUAGCCAUGAUAUGAUCUCAUUCUGGACUAUGUUUCCUUUUUCAUAAUACCUUAUCCAUGAUAUAGCGCAAAGUUGGAUACCCUUUGCAUGCCAUGAAUUUAUUGCUUGUUUGUUACGAUCUUAAUGAUGUUAAUCAUGCCGGCAUCAUCUGGAAAUGCAGGAGCCUGAGUGUUUGAAUUAUAUCUUAUAAUAAUAUAUUCCCCUUAAAAGCCUUUUGAUGUGUUAUUCUGUUCAUUAUAAUGCCUGUUUAGGAUGAGUUUUCGAAAAUCCGAAAGAUUACCCGUUCUUGAUGAUUACUGUGCAUUAACUUGCUUUAUGUUAUUUUUUUCGGUUUGGUUUGGAGGCCUCAUGAUAUCUGACGAAUGUCCUUUAGGAGAUCGAUGUUAACAAUGUCUUCUUUAUUAUGCAGUGUCUGAUAAUCGAUGAAGCUGAUAGAAUAUUAGAGGAGAACUUUGAAGAUGACAUGAAGCAAAUUAUUAAACUUCUGCCAAAGGUUGUUUUUUAUUUCAUCUGACUUUGAAAAAGUUAUGUUGGCUGACUGUAUGGAUUGAGUUAUACUUUGUAAAACUGAGUUACAGUUUCAUGAAUGCUAAUUUGACGAAUGAAUAGAUAAAUGUAAUUCUCUGCAUGAUAUGGUAGCCUAGUUGGUCUAUUAGCAAGCUUCUGUCCACUGGUCUAGGUUUUUAUCUUUAGAGUUAUAAAGUGUCCGUAUUUUACUUUAUUAAUCAAAUAAAACUGAAAUAGUUAAUGUGAAUGCUACAGGGGAACUUCUCUCUCUUAAUGUGUUUCGUCCGAUAAUUGUGGCUCAUGUAAAUUUCUUGUCCAUUUCAGGAGAGACAGACUGCACUGUUUUCUGCGACCCAGACCCAGAAGGUUCACAAUUUUCUCACAACUGACCUCCCUUCCCACAUUUGAUGGUAGGUAGUGAGUUUUUCUUGUCUAACUGUUUCUUUAAAAAAUCAAUGCCUUCUGCAGGUUGCAGACCUGGUACGCUUGUCAUUUCAGACGAAGCCUGACUAUGUUGGAGUUGAUGAUGGGAGAGCUAAGGUAAACAGGAUUAGAUAAUCACUCUAACCCUGAUAUAUUACCAUGUGAUGGAAGGGUUGAAGUAAAUGCUAAAUGGCUAUUAAAUUGCAGGUUACUAAUGAAGGCCUGCAGCAGGGCUACUGUGUGGUGUCAUCAGCGAAGAGAUUUAUCCUUCUUUAUUCGUUUUUGAAGAGGAAUAUGUCGAAGAAAGUGAUGGUUUUCUUCUCUUCUUGCAACUCCGUUAAGUACCACGCUGAUCUUCUCAGAUUUAUCAAGGUUGACUGCUGUGAUAUCCACGGGAAACAAAAGCAGCAGAAGCGGACCACCACAUUUUUUGACUUCUGCAAAGCAGAGAAGGGCAUCUUAUUGUGCACAGAUGUGGCCGCUCGCGGGCUUGACAUCCAUGCUGUGGUUCGUUCUCACUGUCUUUAACUGUGAUGUUCACGGGUAAUGAACUUUGGGAUGUCUGUGAUUUAUUUUUCGUCAAUUUCUAGGACUGGAUCGUGCAAUACGACCCUCCGGAUGAACCCAAGGUGCCCACUUUUCUUUUACGAUUUUUCUUCGACACAUAUUUUCAUCAUCAUUUAUUUUCACCGUUUCAUAUGCAGAAUAUUUGUUAAUUGUGUUAAAUCGAUUAUUUCAGGAGUACAUCCACAGGGUUGGACGGACAGCCAGAGGGGAAGGCGGUAGAGGGCAUGCAUUGCUCUUCCUGAUCCCCGAGGAGAUGCAGUUUCUGAGCUAUCUCAAGGUCUUUUCCUGCAGUCGGAGGAUUCCUUGGUCUACUUAGCUUCAAAAGCUCCAAUCCCUGAUGAUCUUUAUGUUGAUGGGCAGGCUGCGAAGGUGCCCGUCAAGGAGUACGAGUUCGAAGAGAAGAAGCUCGCCAAUGUGCAAUCACACCUGGUAUUCAUCGAUCUCGAGCCUGUAACCUCGUGAGUUAAUAAUAGACUGGUAGCUGGGUUUCUGUUAUUGAAGUGAGGAUGAAUUCGCGCAGGAGAAAUUGGUGGAGACAAACUACCAUCUCAACCAGUCCGCCAAAGAUGCCUACAGGUCUUACAUGCUGGCGUACAAUUCACAUUCAAUGAAGGAUGUCUUCAACGUGCAUCGCCUUGAUGUAAAGGUGUGUGUGCAGACUCCUCUUGCCCCUUCGCUUUUCUUCAAUGAAGAUUUACACUACGGCAUACUCUCUCUCUAUAUCUUUUUUUAAUAAAAUCCGAUCGCUAGGGAACCUUGAAUCUGUGUUCUUUCUUGGUGAAUCUGCGGGAUAAAGAUUAUGGCCUUGAUUUUUGUAACUAAAACAAGGGGGAUCUAUCUCUGUUCAGACCAGUGAAUCCAUCUCUUCAUCAUCGUCAAUUUCUACAUCUAGGGAACAAAGAGGAAAAAGGAAAGAAAGCUGCAAGUUUCCUGAGUUAAUCUUGUGAAAACAUGAACAGGCUGUCGCCGCCUCCUUUGGCUUCAGUUCGCCGCCAAAGGUGAAUCUCAACAUCGACAGCAAUGCGUCCAAGUUCCGAAAGAAGCAGCGCAAAGUAGAGGGGACUCGUGGCCGGAUGAGCUGGAGCAACCCUUAUGGCAGGCUCAAGGGUGAAGAUGGAAGACAGUUUUCCAGAAUCUAA
Spirodela intermedia is the source of this 5699-nucleotide messenger RNA. The record is from the annotation of a GenBank genome assembly. Lineage: Eukaryota; Viridiplantae; Streptophyta; Magnoliopsida; Alismatales; Araceae.